UCGACCGUAUUUCCAAUGUAUCACCAUGGCCUAAAUGGACUGGUGGCAUGCACGGAGAAGAAACCUACUACGUCUUUGGUGAGCCGCUCAAUGCAACCAAGGGGUACAGUGAGGCAGACAAAAAACUGAGCAAGGAAAUGAUGAAGUACUGGGCUAACUUCGCCAGAACAGGGGAUCCCAACAAAGAUGACAAAGGCCAAACGACUUCUGUUACAUGGCCGAAAUACGACACCACACAAAAGAAGUACUUAAAACUUGCCGAAAAACUUGAAGAAGGAUCAAAGUACAGGGAGGAUCAAUGCACAUUCUGGAAAACUCUUGGACAACAUGUUUCAACAAACGAAUUAGACACAUCAACAUCCAAAUAAAAUAUGUUCAUAAAAAACUCAGAACAUUAAACUUACAUUUCUUGCGA
This is a messenger RNA of Cimex lectularius (bed bug), 415 nucleotides long. RefSeq names its product acetylcholinesterase 1-like. The record is from RefSeq and is a predicted model, not a curated record. Gene Ontology annotation, biological process: modulation of chemical synaptic transmission; chemical synaptic transmission; presynaptic membrane assembly. The transcript has 2 exons. Lineage: Eukaryota; Metazoa; Arthropoda; Insecta; Hemiptera; Cimicidae. Gene Ontology annotation, cellular component: cell surface; synapse. Gene Ontology annotation, molecular function: neurexin family protein binding; signaling receptor activity. Bases 48 to 368 code for a protein of 106 amino acids.